Hymenoscyphus albidus is the source of this 200-nucleotide messenger RNA. The record is from the annotation of a GenBank genome assembly. Lineage: Eukaryota; Fungi; Ascomycota; Leotiomycetes; Helotiales; Helotiaceae.
AUGUCUGAUCCAGACCAGAGACACUGGGGAAGUGUGAUCAGCACGUUGGUGGCACCACCAAUUCGUGACCAGCAGUCGACGGUACUCGAGAACUCCGUAUGUGCCAGUACUUUGCUUUCUCAGCUCGCAAAGGUCCAAAGGAACGCAAAGGUCAGCAGGAAGAGGAAGCGGCACCUUGGCACAAGCGAAAGAGGCAAUAA